Messenger RNA from Solanum pennellii, 2702 nucleotides. RefSeq names its product UDP-glycosyltransferase 76B1-like. Gene Ontology annotation, molecular function: UDP-glycosyltransferase activity. Lineage: Eukaryota; Viridiplantae; Streptophyta; Magnoliopsida; Solanales; Solanaceae. Bases 45 to 1418 code for a protein of 457 amino acids. The transcript has 2 exons. The record is from RefSeq and is a predicted model, not a curated record.
UUUAGUUGAACAUUAAUCUAAAGUUUGGAGAAAGUUAUGAAUCCAUGGAGGAUCAAGGAAUCAAAGGGAAGCGCUUGUUGUUUUUUCCAUUGCCAUUGCAAGGCCACAUAACACCUAUACUUCAACUAGCAAAUAUCCUUCACUUAAAAGGCUUUUCUAUAACUAUAAUUCUGGCGGAUAACUUCAGCACCACUUUCGAUAAUAUUCGAGCAAAUUAUCCUCAUUUCACCUUUCAUACUAUUUAUGAUGGUUUAUCUGAAGAUGAUAAGGCAAAAACAGAUAUUGAUGCCUUAUUUCUGCUUUCUUUGUUCAAUCAAAGGUGUGUUCCGCACUUCACAGAGGCUUUGAGAGAGUUAGUGUUGGAAGAUUCAAAUAUUGUUUGCUUAUUAUCAGAUAGUAUCUUGCAUUUCACCAAAGCCGUUGCAGACAGAUUUAAGCUUCCUAGGCUUGUUUUAAGGACUGGAGGAGUUUGUUCAUUAUUGGUUUUUGCUGCCAUCCCACUUUUGAUAAACAAAGCUUAUUCACCUCUUCAAGGUAUGGAAUCUGUACAAGAGGAAGCAGUUGAGGAACUUCCACCUUACAGAGUUAAAGAUCUUCCUUUAUUCAAGACAUGUAACGUGGAUGCACUUUAUCAAGUUAUUGAAGGAAUGAUACGAGAAACUAAAGCUUCAUCAGGCCUCAUUCUCAAUUCAUUUGAACAACUUGAACAAUUCUCCAUGUCUAAACUCCGCGGUGAUUUUCCUAUCCCAAUUUUUCCAAUAGGCCCCUUUCACUCUCAUUUUCCGGCUUCUUCCAGCAGCUUGAUGUCACAAGACCAAACAUCAAUCUCUUGGCUAGACACAAAACCACCUAAAUCUGUAAUUUACAUCAGCUUUGGAAGUGUUGCAGCAAUAGAAGUUAAUGACUUUCUUGAGAUUGCCUGGGGCUUGGCAAACAGCAACCACCCUUUCUUGUGGGUGGUUAGGCCCGGGUUGAUUUGUGGCUCGGAAUGGAUCGAAUUGUUACCUAGUGAGUUCUUGGAGACAGUGGAUGGAAGAGGACACAUUGUCAAAUGGGCUCCUCAGCAACAAGUGUUGGCACAUCCUGCUGUUGGGGCAUUUUGGACGCACAAUGGAUGGAAUUCAACAUUGGAGAGUAUAUGUGAAGGAGUACCAAUGAUUUGUAUGCCAUGUUUCGGUGAUCAAAUGGUGAAUGCAAGGUACGUUAGCCAUGUUUGGAAAGUAGGGGUGCAAUUAGAGAAUGGCUUGAAGAGGACGAACAUUGAAAAUGCAAUUAGAACGCUGAUGGAGGAUGAAGAAGGGAAACAAAUUAAAGAAAGAAUGUUAGAGCUGAAGGAGAAGGCAAAUUUAUGUCUAAAGACAGGAGGAUCUUCUUAUGAGUCUCUGAGAAGCCUUACAAGUUACAUCUCAUCAUUUUGAUAAUGUUUAUGUUCGGUUCAUGGACGCUCGUUCUUCUUUUUGUUUGGAUCUACAAUUAAUUUGACAAUAAGAAUUUGGACUUUUUAUCUAUCUAUUUACUCUCCAUUCGUAAGAGUUUGGUUUAUUUAUUGCUGCAGCGCUACUUGUAAAAUGACUGCAGUUGUAAUACUGAAGCUACAUUUGUUGCUAGAGUUAUUCAGAUUAAUGGGCAGGAUAAAUCUGCAAUCUCUAGGCAACAAUUUAAUCCCAGCCAACAAAAGCUUGGAUCAGCUAACUCAGGUCUGUUUCAACAGCGAAUCAUUGAUCUUAUCUCCUGUAUAAGACGGUCCAGAUUAAUGUAUGACGAUCCACCUUCAUUGAUAGCUUUUUUUGCCAAACUUGCCAUGUGCUCUGUUCUUUGCGAGAAUUCAUCAUUUCUCUGAUUGAUUUUGCAGUUAUGUCUCUAUCACAUGUAUCUUUUAUGUCAAGUCCCAUCUUCCAAACCUCUCCAACAAAUUUAUUAUUCACUUGCUGAUCAGCAAAUCAUCGGCACUCCUUCAACUAUACUCUCCAAUGUAGAAUUCCAUCCAGAGUGAGUUAAGAAACCCUCAAUUGCUCUAUGUGCCAACACCUUUUUCUUGCGGAACCCAAUCAGCCAUGUAGCCCCUUGCCUUUGUACCCUGCUCCAACUCCACAGGAAUCUCACCUUUUUUCUCUUGUCCUAUUAUCAAGUCUGGCCUCAUCACCCACAAGAAGUUUUGGUCACUAUUCACUAGACCAUACCAAAAUUCUAGUAGUUCUUCUUUCGUCAACCCUGCAAUGCUUCCAAAACUAACAUAUAUCACAGAUUUUGGUGGCUGUGUGUCAAGCCAAGACAUGCAACUCUCAUCUUCUUGCCACAAACUGUUUGAAGAGGUAGAUGUUGUUGCAAGUUUAGCCUUUAGAUGGGAAUGAACUGGUCCGAUUGUAUAAACAUUUGGACAUACCGUUUGAAUUUGAGAAAGUAUGGGCCCUUCCAGAUCUUCAAAUGUGUUCCUCGCGCUCGAGGGGUUUGUUGUGUCUCUGCCAUUACAAUCCUGAAAUCCGAGUUAGUUAAGUCACUCCCCUGACAGAAGCUUGGAACGUCUCGACCUCUCAGUAUCAUCCAUGCCUUUAACCUUGGUCAAUGUCAAGUCCUUUGCAUUUUCUGCAAGUCACGUAAAAAAAGACUAUUGAAAGUUGUGGUGUUAAACUAAGAUAUGUCCAACAGUGGAAGGUAUCAAAAUUUCUAUUAAUGUUAUGAGUUUAAAUAAUUUCUAGAUAAAA